GUUACUGACGUAGCCCAGCGUGAGCCAGGCAGAGAGUUGAAGCUUCUGCACUUCAUCUAUGGCCAACCCAACCUGGAUGAAAUCCGCGGCCACCCGCAAAAGGUGAUCGAUCUGAUCCACAAGUUUGAGGAAGAAUACCACUUGAUCAACGUCGGGCCUGAGAAGGCCGAAAUUGUCAUCCAGCUUAUAGACGAACUCAAGCCCAAGACCAUGAUUGAGCUUGGCUGCUACGUGGGCUACUCAGCAAUCGUAUUCGGUGACGCGGUCCGUCGCAACGGUGGCGAACGCUACCUGAGUCUAGAGCUCAAUCCGGAGUUCGCAGCCAUUGCCAACAUGCUCAUCGAACUGGCCGGCUUGCGCGAGUUUGUGAGCGUGAUCGUCGGUCGUAGCGAUGUAUCCCUCCACAAGUUGCUUAGCUCGGGUGACGUCAAGAAGAUUGAAUUGCUCUUCCUCGACCACUAUAAACCGGCAUACACCACCGACGUCAAACUAUGCGAGCAUUUCGGAGCAAUUGUGCCCGGAUCAGUGCUCGCCGCCGACAAUGUCCUUUACCCGGGGAACCCUCCAUAUCUGGAAUUUGUUCGCAGCACUGUGGCACAGAAGCGCGAGAAGGCCAAGGCUGGACCUUCCACGGGCUAUGAUACCACCGGUAUGAGUGAGCGCACGGUGCUGUCAUUCGUGGGUAAAGACGACGUGCCCACUUUCGACUUUGUCGGGAACCCGAAUUUGGUGUACCAGAGCAAAUUGUGUCAACCGGAGGGAUUAAAGGACGCCCUUGAGGUCACGAGAUGUGUUGGAGUGGAGGAAUAG
Penicillium nucicola is the source of this 810-nucleotide messenger RNA. Its product is annotated as O-methyltransferase. The annotation marks the transcript as partial. The transcript has 2 exons. NCBI's taxonomy places the organism in Eukaryota, Fungi, Ascomycota, Eurotiomycetes, Eurotiales, Aspergillaceae. Gene Ontology annotation, molecular function: O-methyltransferase activity. The record is from RefSeq and is a predicted model, not a curated record.